Raphanus sativus (radish) is the source of this 1220-nucleotide messenger RNA. Its product is annotated as cation/H(+) antiporter 2. The transcript has 2 exons. NCBI's taxonomy places the organism in Eukaryota, Viridiplantae, Streptophyta, Magnoliopsida, Brassicales, Brassicaceae. Gene Ontology annotation, cellular component: endomembrane system. Gene Ontology annotation, biological process: regulation of pH. The record is from RefSeq and is a predicted model, not a curated record. Bases 36 to 1208 code for a protein of 390 amino acids.
GGUUGUAGAAAUGGUGGACCACAACUAUUCAUGAUAUGGUGAUAGCGGCUUUGGUGAUCACAACGCUACUAAGCGGUGUCCUUGCAUCUUUCUUGCUUAAAGCAAGAGACAAAGACUUCGCUCACGAGAAAACUUCUCUUGAAUCCCUCGACACCAACGAGGAGCUACGCGUCUUAUCUUGCGUCUACGGAGCCCGCUGCGCUCGUGGUGAACUCUCUCUUAUCUCGUCCUUGAGCGGCUCUCAUGGAGCCUCCAAGCCGUUCACGCCUCUUCUCAUGCACCUCGUACCACUCCCGAAGAAACGAAAGUCAGAGCUCUUGUACCACGAGCACGGUGAAGAUGUGCAUGUAGAAGAAGACUUUGGGACUAACGAGAGUUUAAUGAUCAACGACUCUAUCGACUCGUUUGCUAAAGACAGUAAAAUCUUGAUCCAACAAGUGAAGCUCGUGACGCAGAUGGUUAGCAUGCACGAAGAGAUAUGUAACGCAACGGAAGAUCUACGCGUUAAUAUUGUGUUUCUUCCGUUUCAUAAACACCAGAGGAUCGAUGGGAAGACAACAAACGAUGGAGAACAUUUCAGGCAGAUGAACCGUAACGUUCUAAGACACGCACCAUGUUCGGUUGGAAUAUUCGUGGACAGGAACAUAACCGGGUUUCAACAACCGCAUGGGUUUGGUUCGGUACAAGAGGUUGCGGUAUUGUUCUUUGGUGGUCCGGAUGAUCGUGAGGCGUUAUCUCUGUGCAAAUGGUUUGCGAAUAACACGUUGAUCCAUCUUACGAUCAUACAGUUCGUUCCCGAGGAUUCACAGCCAGAGUCUCCAAUAAGGAAUGCGACAACACCAGAUAGUGGUGACCUUCUUAUCGAGGUUCGGGGACGAAAUCAAACUGAACACGAAGCAGACCGAAGUUUAUUAGAAGAGUUCCAUAACAGGUUUGUGUCAAUAGGACAAGUAGGGUUCAUAGAGAAGCGUGUGGCCAACGGACCACAUACGCUGACGGUUCUAAGAGAGAUUGGAGAGAUGUAUCAACUGUUUGUGGUAGGGAAGAGUAGAGGAGACUGUCCUAUGACGGUGAGGAUGAAAGAUUGGGAAGAGUGUCCGGAGCUGGGAACUGUCGGAGAUUUCUUCGCUUCGUCUUUAGAUGUAAAUGCUUCUGUAUUAGUUGUUCAAAAACAAAGACAUUCACAUGAUAACUUUAUAGAUGAUUAGCAAACAUUUCUU